Molecule: messenger RNA, 456 nt
Organism: Endocarpon pusillum Z07020
Lineage: Eukaryota; Fungi; Ascomycota; Eurotiomycetes; Verrucariales; Verrucariaceae
Exons: 2
Coding region: 1-456 (151 amino acids)
Molecular function (GO): oxidoreductase activity
Source: RefSeq, a predicted model, not a curated record
AUGGGUGAGGCUCCAGAAAUCCCAGCGCCCCCUCAGGGCGAUCCACACAGUCAAUUCCUCUGCCUUACUAUCUGCGGCUACCGUCGACCCGGUAUGAGCGAAGAGGACUACAGACAUCACAUGACACAAGUCUCAGCGCCGAUGACAAAAGGCCUGAUGGUGAAAUACGGCGUAAAGCGGUGGACCAUGAUCCACAACACAACCGAGACGCGCGCUCUGAUGGGUCAUCUAUUCGAUCACCAGAUGGCCAACCUGGCCGAGUUCGACUGCUUCAGCCAGGUUGUCUUCAAGAGCGUGGAUGAUUACAAACGCAUGAAGGAGGAUCCGUGGUACAAGCAGCAUCUGGUCGGGGACCACGAGAAGUUUGCCGACACCAAGAGGAGCAUGAUGACCAUCGGUUGGAUUACAGAGUUCAUCAGGGAUGCCGAGGUGGUGGAUGGGAUGAAGGACUGUUAG